Molecule: messenger RNA, 6030 nt
Organism: Cephus cinctus (wheat stem sawfly)
Lineage: Eukaryota; Metazoa; Arthropoda; Insecta; Hymenoptera; Cephidae
Gene: Hcs
Product: biotin--protein ligase
Exons: 20
Coding region: 1885-4917 (1010 amino acids)
Biological process (GO): protein modification process
Cellular component (GO): cytoplasm
Molecular function (GO): biotin--[biotin carboxyl-carrier protein] ligase activity
Source: RefSeq, a predicted model, not a curated record
ACGCAGUCGAUUCUGCCGCGAAAACGACAGUGGCGACGAUCAGGACGUCACACCUACAUGCGGAUCUUGUGGAUUUAUAACGUUAGUGGAAAAGAUGAAUGAAGAAGAUACAAAUAAAUAUGUUCAACGAAAGAAGAGAAACAUUUGGAAAGUGCAUGAAACAAUGUGUUGUUGGUAUAGCUGAUAUUUCAACUCAACUCCCAACAACUCUACUUGAACUCUGCCUAGUGGGAGUGCGGUAGAAACGGUUGAAGGUAGAAAAACUGGCAUCUAUUUCAGCUCUAUUUGAGCUCGACUCUGUGUCUGUGGAAACUAAGCCGGUAUGUCAUCAAACAAUAGGUAUAUUCGUUUGGGAAUUCUCUUUCAAAUCACUGUCAGAGAAGUCAUCGUCAUCCGAAAUGGAUUCAGGAAAUGAUUCUUCUUCAAGAGAAUCGAUGGAGAGAAGAUUUCUUUCUGGAUGAACACAGUCAUUUUCAGUUAUCUCACAAUCACGACUAUCGCUGAUACACUCCGAACGGAUGGACACCUUUUUGAUUUUACGGCUGCAGCCUUCUCUGUAGGAUACCAGCAUUUACUGCGCGAUUCAGGGAAACCGCAGAAAACCUGGAUAGUAUCUCGAUAUCCACUCCACUUAUUCGAGAUUGUUCUUUUAUCACUCCACUAACAGACUUGGAUGCUUCCCGUGACGUGUGGAUUGGUCCUGGGUCCUUCUGAGAAAGUCCUGGAUGUCCUUGUAGAUAUGAAUCUCUCGUGGAUAAUUGAACCUCGAAGGAUGCAGCUAUUUCACCACUGUCACCAAAAUUUUUAUUAUGUGACGUCCAGAUCGUCGCCACUAUCGUUUUCGCGGCAGAUUCGACUGCGUGAAUCUGACGAGGUGGGUUCGUUAGCCACCAAAGCUCUGAUGAGCACUCCAACGAUGUUCAAUCCUCUGUAUAUACAUUGAUUUCUGGUACGAUGAUGUUAUGGGUUUUCAACUGAAUAAAGGCUUUAGAAAUAAAAAUGCAGGUGCGAUUGGAAAGCACUAUAACUAACUUUAUUUACUUUAAUUAUAAUGUGAUUUAGUCUAAAUCAAUCUAUCUUAACUGAAUCUAGCUAAUUGACUCUACGAUAUAGACUCGAAGUACACCCUUCAAGACCAGAAAUCGAACUGGUUUUCUGGAUCCCAAGGGAUACAGUUCUUCAUACUUCUCAUGCAUGCAUCCGUACUCAUACACAUUCAUAUGUACUACCCUUUGUGGAGGGCCAGCGUGUGGCGCCUUGGUGUCCGGGUCCAAGAUCGAGGGCCUUGUCUUACGCACAAAGAGCUCAUGCACACCCUAUCCUUAGUUUAUUUGGGGAAGCACAUAGACAGCGUAAUCUGUUAACCGAACAUUCUGCUAUCCGUCGAUCCUCUCAAGUGACUCGAUUUAUUGCCAGGAGUGAGAGUUCCUGAAAAACUCACUCGUUAGAAUAGCAAUAAACAAAUGGCCUCUGCCUACAUUCUUUGUAGCCCAUAUGUUUAUGCACGUGUAGCGGCUAGAAAACUUUCUCCGAAUUGUUUAGAAUAUACCUUAUUUAUGCGUUAAUGGCAGACUGAGUAUUUGAAAGUAUUGAAUUCUGAUUUGGAGACAGAAAUCGGGAUUCCAUUGUAAUCCCUCAUUUGAAUUCGCCGCUCAAUUCUAGUGAGAUUAUUUAUCACUAGGCCGCGACAUAAUAACAGAAAUACUAGGGAAUUUGAAUCUCAUCGAUAAUUAGACGCCUAUAGGACAUAAUUCCAAAGAUGAGAUUGUAUGAAUUUGUUUGCAUAAAAUAUAGAAUGUAAGCUAACAAGACGUUGAGGAAUAUCAAAAUAAUUCUUGGCGGAUUUAGUGUUUGAUCAGCUGUAAGGAAGCAUCUAUUUGCAAGAUGCUCCUGACAUUUUUCUACAUGAUUGCAACCUGGAUACAAGCAUGGAGGCUCUCCUCUUUGAGAGCAAGACUUAAUAUUGCUUUUCAGGGACCAGAGACUUCUCGUCCUUCAAUAACAUUCCACACCAGAUCACCAGUAUGCACAAAAGAAGAAACUUGUGGAGACAAAAGCAUUGCUGGAAUUGGAAAUGGCGGGACUGAGGAUUUACUUAGUUCUUAUUUUUGCGGGAAUCAUAAUGUUGCCAAGCUUAGCGACCUUCUCUGGUUCCAAGGUGAUAAGUGCCUCUGUACAAUUUAUCCUCAGCAAAAAGUGGAUGUAACCGAUUGGCUUCAAUAUCCAUAUGGCAAAACUUUGUUUCCCCUUUGUACAUACAAUUGUACUCAAGUUGGACUCCAUCAGGAUUGUAAGAUGCAUGUGCUCAUUGAAGCGGACUUGAAAAGUUAUAACCCGGUGGUCACAAACAAGACUACUAAGCUUGAAGACUAUGGUUUAAUAGUCGCUUGGACAACAGACCGAAGUUUAGGACUAAUAUUAGAAACGGAUCUAGAUCAUAUAACAAAAUUCUCAAUUGCCCUAAUGAACGACCAGUGCUUUAUUAACAACGGUUUUUCACUGACCCGAAUCCAAUCCGUUUUAGUAUCAGGGAAGCCCUGUGCAUAUAACAGCGAUCAGUUGAAUCAUAUUCACAAUAAAAAAUUAAUAGGGAAAGCACAGUGCGAGGCACAUAUGAAGAGAUUGCAAAUAUUCAGUAGCACCGCAAGAUUAGUAUCGCAACAAAGAAUGACCAUAGAAGUAGAGGAUCCACCUGGAAUAUUUAUAUCACCAGGAAGUGAGUCACUAACACUGCAAAUGCCUACGAUACUUGAAAUUACAAUACCUGGUGACUUAUCAGAUAUGAAGGAAGAAUCAUCCAACUCUCCUGUUCCAUCAACGCCACCUCCGACCCCAGCGUCUGCUACUGCCAUUAUAAACGGAACGGCAUCCAGACUAUCCCAAGCUUUGACCAACUCAGUUGAUCUUAGUCCAACCCCAUAUUUAGACAGUUCAGCAAUCCUCUCUGAUACUCCAAAUCGUUCCGAAUCUCAGAAUCUCCAUUUGAAGGAUGUUAUCAACAUUGAAGUAGCAUCUUCUGUAAAUCUUCUAGGAUCAAGUUCCUUUAAAUCCUCACAUGUAACUGAUGAGGGUGAAGGAAGAACACUAUCGCCAAAGAAGUUACCGUCAACUAGCACUGCAAACUAUUCGCCUUCCAAAAAACUUGUUACUGGUUCUGGAAAUUAUUCAAAGCCUCCAAAUGUGUUAAUAUAUGCUGACAGUACCAUAGCUAUAGAAAAUGUGAAGAACGUUUUGGACGCCACAUUAAAUAAGGACAAAUAUACAAUAUACACUUUGUCCCUGGAGGAGGCUCAAAAUGAAGUUUGGAUGGAUCAGGCAACACUCGUAGUGGUUUGUGGAAAUGUAGGAGUAGACAUAGCAUCUCAAUUAGUAGAAUACAUGGUUCAAGGUGGAAAACUGUUAGCUCUAUGUUCAAACACAUUGCAUACCCUACUUCCAUCAUUCAAAACAGCUGAAGUUCGGGAACACGAAUUAGUGCGAUUUUCUUAUGGAAAAUGGAAACACGUACGAAUGAUGCAUCAUAUCUUUUGCUAUCAGGCAUCUCCAGCCAAGACUAAAUUCUCCCAGGAUCACGAGGAUGUGAAGGUAGCUGCACCUCAGACUCCAGCUUCAGCUAAUGUUAGAGAUAAAGCUGGCAAAUCUCAUACGUUUCAUGUACGUGUACUUGGGACAGAGGAAAUCUGGCACACACCAAGCAUUCUCUUGGCGAAUCUUCCAACUAGCGGUGGAAAGGCUGUCUUCUCACAGAUCCACCUAGAAGCUGAUCCAUCCCAAUAUGAAUUCGAGGAAAGUAAAUUCAAUGCACUGAAGCAAAGCAAUACCGCUCGAUUGGAGAUCUUUAGUGAUCUGUUGGGUACCCAAUUGGGUAUGGAUGUCAGUUCUGAGCCACGAACAGAACCAAUCUACGGUUCAGCAUUUUUUCUGGGAAGACAUGAGUUAAAAUUAGAAAUGCUGGACCGAUUGAAAGCCAAAAUGCAACCGAACGACCUACUAAGAAUGUCCAAAUUAGAAAUUCAGUUUUGUGAUCGCACAACCAAGGCGGCACCAGCAUCGGAGUUUUUGUUACCAGUGAUGGUACAUCAAUGUCCUGAUAAGUUUUCUACUGUUGAAUAUUUUGAGAAUCUUACUUCAGAACAUUUGGGUCGUCUGGUAAUAUAUGCUGACAUUAUGUCAUCCUCUAUGGAUGUAGUAGCUGGCACUACUUUACAUCAUGGUUUAGUGGUGAUACCACGGCGACAGACCAAGGGUCAAGGUCGAAAGAAAAAUAUUUGGCUUAGCCCUGAGGGUUGUGCUAUGUUUACUCUUCAGCUUCACAUACCAUUGAAUUCACCUUUAGGAAGACAUUUACCGAUUCUUCAACAUUUGGUUGCUGUAUCUAUAGUUUCUGCUAUAAAAUCUAUCCCAGGCUAUAAGGAACUUGAUCUCAGGCUCAAGUGGCCUAACGACAUUUAUGCGGGCAGUACAGCAAAAAUUGGUGGUUUAAUAGUGAAUACAGUAAUGGAGGGACUAAACGCUAUUUGUAACAUAGGGGUGGGUGCAAACUUAUCAAACAGCGUGCCGACCUGUUGUAUAAAUGACGUAAUCGGUUGGUACAAUAAACAAAACGCUACAAAAUUGCAGAAGCUGUCGUACGAAAGAUUUUUAGCUCUUGUCUUCAGUGAAAUCGAGAGACUGGUAAAUGUCGUUCAGGCUGACAACUUGGAUCAUUUAUACGAAGUGUAUUACGAAUAUUGGAUGCAUACAGAUGCUGAGGUUACUGUAAUCUCACCACAAGGAUCAUCCCAGGAGGUGAAAGUCCUGGGUAUUGAUGAUUAUGGCUUUCUCCAGGUUGAAGGUAAAGAUGGAAACAUAUUUGCUGUGCAUCCGGAUGGGAAUAGUUUCGAUAUUCUCAAAGGACUCAUAGCCCCGCAAAAAUAAGCGCUUACCAUUAGGAUUGUACUGGUGUGUUUAUGCAUUUAACAUUUAAUAUAAUUAAUUAUUACACAGUUGCUUCAUUCCAUGUAGUUCGCCAGAAAUUCAUCUAAUAAGAGCAGCAUACGACAUGACAAACGUCAUCAUAAUCGAUGUUUGUAACUAUUUAAUAUAACAAAAAGCGAACCAUAUUAUCCUAAGGAGCAUGGAAUUUGUUAAGUUUGUAUUGUUUGUAAUUAUGUAAUUAUGUUAAUGACACUUCACAAUGCUUAAAGACAUUUCUCAUUUAUUGAUACUAUAUACGAAUGACAAAAGUUGAAGAACAAUUUAUAUAAUACAAUUUUCUUAGGGUUCUUUGAGUAGAACGAAGAGGGGCGAAGGAAAUAUUUGUAUCCGAAAUAUUUGAAAUCUCGACACUUUAUUUUUAAAAUGCAGAACUCUAUGAGGCUCUAGUGAUUCGAUAAUUAAUAAAUAUAUUAGGAAUUUAUAACCUAAUUUUUCUAAUUUUAUCUAAAAUAAUGUUACACUUGCUAUUCACCAUUUAAACGCUUCACCGGCCUAUCAAGAUAUUAUUCCAUGAUUAUAUAAUAAGGGAUAAUAAGACUAAAAAAUUACUAAAGUGAGUCGAAGUUGAUGGCAACUGGAUUGCUGUAAAGAAAAGUGAAUCCAAAAAUAAAAUAAUUCGUAAGUGUCACUUUAAAUAUUCACCUGCAAGGAACAUAUAAAAAUAGGUUUUAAAUUAUGUACGCGUAUUAAAGUAUGGAAAUAUGUAAAAGAUUGUAGGUGCUAAGCAAAAUUAGUCUUUCAAAUGCUGCCUACAUAAAUAUAUACAUCUAUUCAUACGUUACAUACAUAACAUUCUCGUAUAUAGGCAUAAGUAUCUCGAUAAAAAAUUCUCCGUGUGAUUUAUGUUCAUAAUAUAAACAAUAUUGUUCAUUCCCCAUUUAACAGUGUUAUAAAACGUAUCAUGAAGACGGGGAAAAUUAAGGAAGACAAAAUAAUGAAAAAUAAAUAUUUGUAAGUCCUUCCAAAAAAAUAAACCCUAAAUGUUAUCUGACGAAAGAGUAUGUCAUUGUUAUGAAGAAAUUCACUUAUUAAUUAUACCAUGAUUUUAAUGCA